AUGGAACAAACAUGGACGUUAGAACGUACAUGGAGUGGAGCCGAUUUAUCAAAUGGAUGGUCUUCAACUGUUUCGGAAUACGGAUAUUGCUGUACAAUACAGUGUACGAAGAAGAAAUCAUAUGAUGAAUGGAUAUUAAGCGUAAAUCCGGAGGAGCAUUGUGCAUAUUCAUUACUUGUUGAUGUAGUACUAUCCGUUGGCGCUUUUCAUUUCAAGGUUUAUAGAGAUUUAUGGGAUGUAUCGAGUGUUGUGUUGCAAGAGGAAACACGAAGUGGAUCCAGAGUUGAUGUAACAUUAAGGUUGCGAGUUAUUGAAACACUGUCACCGCAGGACCUUAGUGGACAAACACCAUACAGAGAUUUUGAAAUAAUUUGUAAGGGACGAUCAUGGUUUGUUGAUGUGACAUAUUUGGCAUCCAUCGGAGGGAAACUGUUUACCGAGUGGAAUGAACAGCGAUCGAAGGGUAUAAAAAAGUGCUGGAUAGAUGGUAUUUCAACCUAUGAAUUAGAUUGUCUCAUUGAUGCGACAUCGAAAUAUCGACAGAUUGUUGUUACAAGGCUUGUCAUCACAGCAUUCGUACUUUAG
This is a messenger RNA of Acanthocheilonema viteae, 585 nucleotides long. Lineage: Eukaryota; Metazoa; Nematoda; Chromadorea; Rhabditida; Onchocercidae. The record is from the annotation of a GenBank genome assembly.